Messenger RNA from Aspergillus eucalypticola CBS 122712, 1216 nucleotides. RefSeq names its product amidohydrolase family protein. Gene Ontology annotation, cellular component: cytosol; cytoplasm. Lineage: Eukaryota; Fungi; Ascomycota; Eurotiomycetes; Eurotiales; Aspergillaceae. The coding region runs from base 1 to 957 and encodes 318 amino acids. The record is from RefSeq and is a predicted model, not a curated record. Gene Ontology annotation, biological process: secondary metabolic process. The transcript is spliced from 3 exons. Gene Ontology annotation, molecular function: hydrolase activity; carboxy-lyase activity.
AUGUUCAAGAUCGAUACCCAUCAUCACUUUGUGCCGCAGUUCUAUGCCGAAGCGGUCGAAAAUGCAGGAGGUGACCCCUCCGGCUGGCCAACUCCGAAAUGGAGCGCUGAAGCAUCACUGGCGUCUAUGAAUAAGAAUGGCACGCGGAAAGCGGUCUUGUCUUUAACAGCCCCUGGAGCUGUCAUCGCCCCAAACGACAACAGCCGUCGCACCUUAGCCCGACAGGUAAACGAACAUGCGGCCCAAUUGAGGGACGAGCAACCAGAGAGGUUCGGAUUCUUCGCGGCAUUGCCAUGUCUGCUAGACACCGAAGGCACACUCGAAGAAAUUCGUUACAGUCUAGACGUACUCAAGGCUGAAGGCGUAACCCUAUUUACUAGAUACGGCACCGGAAAUCACUAUCUAGGUCAUCCGGUCUUCCGCCCCAUCUGGGAGGAGCUCAACCGUCGCAAAGCCGUUGUGUUCAUCCACCCUACCCACCCGGCUGAUACCAACCGUGUUAACCCUCAGCUACCUCAACCAGCCAUUGAUUAUCCCCAUGAGACCACUCGCACUGCUGUGGACCUUCUUACUACAGGAACAAAGGCGGCCUUCCCUGACUGCAAAGUCAUCCUUUCUCACGCCGGUGGCACUCUCCCGUACCUGAUCUCCCGCUUGACUACCGUCACCAAAUUUCCAGAGGCGGAGUACAAACCCUUUGGUCGCGGCCCAGAGGAGAUGGUGGAAGACUUCAAGUCAUUCUAUUUUGAUUUGGCUCUGUCCAGCGCACCAGCUGUGCUGACUCUUCUACUGAGCCUUGUGCCUCAUGAUCACAUUAUAUAUGGCUCUGAUUUUCCUUACGCGAAUAGCAACAAGAUUGCUGGGUUCAAGGAGGCUCUGGACGAGUACCCUCUGGAUCAAGAUUUGAGGAACCGAAUUUACUAUGCAAAUGCUCAGAAACUUCUCGCUCGUCACUGAGCAGAUACAGUGACUCAGUUACUGGGAUUCGCGAAAUGCGAGAAAGCCUUGUAUAUAUCCUUACAUUCAUUAUAGUACAUAAAAUACUAACAAAAACCCAUCGCCUCCAUGUAAAUUCAGCAGCACAUCCUUGUUUGGUGGCUUAAAAAGUGACGAAAUGACCAAGCGACACACUUGUAGAGGAAUUGAAUGUAUCCCAAGCUGCACCUUCAGAGGCACAUAGCCUGAUUAUGAUUUUUCUCUAUUCAGUUAGGAGUUU